CUCCACCUUUGGACAACGACACUCAAUUCUGGAUCAAUCGCAUCCCACACAUCUUUUUUACUCGGCUUCUACUGGCAUUCUUCUCCAGCUUCCUCCUCUGUUGCAGGCCUUCAUCAUGAGCGGGUCGCGGCCACUGCGGGGCGGGUGCCAAUGCGGCCGGAAUCGUUACAUCAUCGCCAUCCCAGAGAAUGGCAUCAAGGACGCUCAGGUCUUGUUUAACACUGAGCCGCAGCAUCAGAUUCCUCUCGCGACACCUUUGGCAGCGUACAUUCGCGUACCGCUCUCGUGGUAUCACAGCUCCACGUAUGCCUUCUUCCCAGAUGAAACCCACACCAUGAUCCGCAGGGUCUACUCGCACCCGAGCCAAGACUACUCCAAACGGCAUUUCUGCGGCUUCUGCGGGACGCCCCUCUCAUAUUGGUCCGAGGAACCUCGUAGCGAGGCAGAGUUCAUCAACCUGACGCUGGGCAGCCUGCUUCGGGAAGACAUCCGGGACCUGGAAGACAUGGGCCUAAUCCCCGAGGACGAAGGUUCGCCACCCAAGAGCGAGGCGGCCCCAGCAACGCCGACGAGGAGAUCCGCCAUCCAGCAGUCGUUUGGCGUGCCGUGGUUCGAUGGGCUAAUCGAGGGCUCGCGGUUGGGUAGCAUGCGCAGGAGCUACGGGGCUAAACGAUCGCGCGAUGGACAGACGAGCAUCGAAUGGGACAUUGUCGAAUACUCGGAGAAUGGCGGCGGAGAAAUGGACCAGGAUGAGCCUGAGGCAGAAGUGUCGACACAGCUGGGCAAAAGGAAACUCAGAGAUCAUGAGGUUUGACGCUGACGACGACAUGGGGGGGAUAUGUUGUGUGUGUAUGUGUAUGUGUUUGUACUCGGUCCGAGUCUGUGUACAACAGUCGAUAAGGGCUUGGGCUGGGACAUGGUCUGGUCUGUUGCGUAUAUGAGCUGCCGCUUUUUUCCCUUUCCUCCUUCUAUUUCUCGGUAAGGCGUUUUGUUCAGUUGUUUUUGCUCGGACAGUGGCCGGGGUGUUUACCUUUAGGCGUACCUCUUUUCGGUGGCAGAGGCUAUAUACCGUGCAUGUACUCCGUAGACAUGAAUGUAAUUGAGUACGGUACU
This is a messenger RNA of Trichoderma virens Gv29-8, 1113 nucleotides long. RefSeq lists its product as uncharacterized. Lineage: Eukaryota; Fungi; Ascomycota; Sordariomycetes; Hypocreales; Hypocreaceae. The transcript has 2 exons. Bases 116 to 814 code for a protein of 232 amino acids. The record is from RefSeq and is a predicted model, not a curated record.